AUGGAGAACUCGGGCGUCACGCACCAGUACGGCGCAAUCUCCUUGGCCCAGAGGGGAGGAGCGGCAUCUGGCGCCCUGAAGGCCUCCAGCGCUGGGCUGUCGUGGAAGCGGUCCAGUGGAGGGAAGGCGGUGGACGUCCCUCUCGCUGAUAUCAAGUCCCUGGCCUGGUCCCGGGGCCAGAAGCACAGCAUGCUCAGCGUGCAGCGCGUGGACGGCUCGUUCCUGGGCUUCACUGGCUUCCGCGACGGCGACGCCACGACCCUGGCCUCCGCACUUUCCCGGCCCGUGCCCGAGCAGGCGCAGGCCACGCUGGGGCACAACUGGGGCGACGCGGCGGCCGACGGCGCGGGCCUGACCUUCAGCGUCGGGGGCGGGCCGGCCUUUCGCCUGCCCCUCACCGACGUGGUCCAGGCCCAAGCUGUGCGCGAGGAGGUGAUGCUGGAGUUCCCCGCCGACGACGCGGCGGCGGGGGAGCACGUGGACGCGCUGACCGAGGUCUCCUUCUACCUGCCCAAGGCGCCGGCGCCGGCGGCCGCCGAGGCUGGGGAAGCAGGCGGGGACGAAGUCACGGAGGCCCCCUCCGCCGCGCGAGCGCUGCUCCAGGCGGUGCUGCCCUACACCGACGCGGGGGCGGCCACGGGCGACGCCAUUACCUCCUUCGACCAGGUGGCGGUCAUCGUGCCGCGCGGCCGCUUCGACGUGGAGAUGUACGCCUCCUCCCUCAAGCUGCUGGGCCAGGCCCAGGACUUCCGCGUGGCCUACGACACCAUCCUCCGCAUCUUCGUCCUGCCCAAGACCAACGUGCCCCAGACCCUGGUGGUCAUCUCCCUAGACCCGCCCAUCAGGCAAGAGGGGCUUGGGGUGAAGGGUCAGACCUUUUACCCGCACAUCCUGUGCCAGUUCCCCAGCGACGAGCAGGCCACCCUGGAGCUGGACAUCACUGACGAGGCGCUGGCAGCCAAGAACGAAAAGAACGGCGGGAAGCUGCAGCGAAGCUAUUCGGGCCCUGCCACCGACGUCUUUGCGCGCGUGCUGCGGGGGCUGUCGGGCUCCAAGCUCACGCGCCCGGGCGCCUUCCGCGACGCGGAGGGCUCGGGCUUUGCCGUCAAGUGCUCGUACAAGGCGGACGACGGAUACCUGUACCCGCUGGAGCGCGCCUUCUUCUACGUCCAGAAACCGCCCCUGCUCCUCGUCUUCGACGACGUGGACGCCGUCGAGUUCCUGCGCCCCGCCCAGGGCGUGACGGCGGCCAAGACCUUUGACCUGAGCGUCCGGCUGCGCAACAGCCAGGACUACCUGUUCCGGGGCAUCCCGCGCGGCGAGUGGACCAAUCUCUUCGAGUUUAUCCAGGCCAAGCAGCUGCGCAUCGAGAACUUCAAGGAGGCGCAGCAGGGCCCUGGAGCCACCGCGGUGUCCUAUGCCGCCCUGGGCGGUGCCCGCCCCAGUCGCACCGUAGUUGCGUUUCCCCGCCUCAGCUCCCGCUCAUCACCCCGCUCCCUCCUCAUGGGCAAGCAGGACGAGAAGCCCGCAAAGAAGGUCAAGGCCGCCGAGGAUGCCCCGGCCAAGAAGACCAAAGCUCAGUCCAAGGCUGAAGGCGGUGUGAAGAAGGCUCGCAAGAAGAAGGACAAGAAUGCGCCCAAGCGCGGCAUGUCUGCCUUCAUGUUCUUCUCCCAGGACCAGAGGGAGUCGGUGAAGGCCGACAACCCCGGCAUCGCCUUUGGCGAAGUAGGCAAGGUGCUGGGCCAGCGAUGGAAGGAGCUGUCAGAGGCGGACAAGAAGCCGUACGAAGAGAAGGCCGCCAAGGACAAGGAGCGGUAUGAGAAGGAGAAGUCGAGCUACGAGGGCGGAGCAAAGCAGGAGGACACCCCUGCCGCAGAGGCCGGCGGCGACGAUGAUGAUGACGACUCCGAGUGA
Auxenochlorella protothecoides is the source of this 1914-nucleotide messenger RNA. Its product is annotated as FACT complex subunit SSRP1. The record is from RefSeq and is a predicted model, not a curated record. Lineage: Eukaryota; Viridiplantae; Chlorophyta; Trebouxiophyceae; Chlorellales; Chlorellaceae. Gene Ontology annotation, cellular component: FACT complex; nucleus. The coding region runs from base 1 to 1914 and encodes 637 amino acids. Gene Ontology annotation, molecular function: nucleosome binding; histone binding; DNA binding. The transcript is spliced from 9 exons.